AUGGAAGCCAUUAAACGAACCUUACAGUCAUCAACGAAAAAUGAAGAAGCAUCAUAUAUAUCCAAGCGAAUCCGAAAGGCAACAACCCAUUUCACCUUUGAAGCAGCUCCUAUUAAAAAACCAGCAGAAACCAACCUAAUAAAGUUUACUUAUAGAAAGCCGAAAACCCCUUCUGUCACAAUAAAUUUUGCUUCUUCAGUGAAUUCAACACAAUUAAAAUGGCGAGCCAUCCGACCCGUCCUUCUCCUGUACCCUCAGGGAUUACGGGGUUAAGAAGUAAAACGGGGCCUGGAUAUUGUGUCCAGGGUGGUUUUUUUUACCUUCGUCGGGACACCACGACAAGGUUUUUUGCCUCUCACAAAGACGAGAAGACCAGAGCCGCAGAAUCAGGAGUCACACUUCAGGACUAGAAGGAAGUGAGGAAGCUUGUAGUGGAGCUUGGGGACCUGAAGAAGACUCCGGAAGGCUACUUUUCCCCCUCCCCAGAAAGGACGGCGCCGGGUCACUAGACCCUGAUCAAAGGAGUACCUGGGUGAGUCUCCCUGUCAGAUGACGACGUCACCAUUUUUUGGUGACGUCGACAGAAAAUGGAGUGAGCAACAGAGCCGGUGCAUAGGGCGCAAGCCUGAAGCUGGCAGCGCUGGGUAGAGGCUGAAAUAAACCUCCGUGACCCGCUAAAACUAAUUAAUCUAAUCUAAUCAGUGAAUUCAAAACCUGAAAAAAUUCUAGAAAAAGGUUUAAAAAGGCUAAAAGUUGGCUUAAAAAAUGAUUUUGUGAUUGUUUACUAUUCAUAUGAAGAAAGCAGUAACUUUUAUUUAGAGUGGAAAAACAUAAAAAGUCUAGAAAAUAUUGAUAAGGCCACCAGUUAUAAGUUGCGAAUUUAUAAAAAACCUCAGAAAAGGCUAGAAAUUAAGAAAAUUGAAGAGUUUAAAGAGGUUAAAGAAGUUAAGCAGAUUAAAAAGGCUGAAGUGAUAGAUGAAAAGAAAGUUGAAACUUUUGAUGAUGAUUGUCAAAAAUAUGUUUCAGAAAACAAAGGCUAUUUGCAGUAUAAUCAAAUGCUACAACAAUUUGGAGCUUAUUGCUAUUGGCAGUAUAUGAUGCUCAUGAGAGGAUGUCAGCAGCUUGUGUAG
Molecule: messenger RNA, 1130 nt
Organism: Blepharisma stoltei
Lineage: Eukaryota; Ciliophora; Heterotrichea; Heterotrichida; Blepharismidae
Source: the annotation of a GenBank genome assembly